Molecule: messenger RNA, 2711 nt
Organism: Caenorhabditis elegans
Lineage: Eukaryota; Metazoa; Nematoda; Chromadorea; Rhabditida; Rhabditidae
Product: G_PROTEIN_RECEP_F1_2 domain-containing protein
Exons: 7
Coding region: 57-857 (266 amino acids)
Source: RefSeq, marked reviewed
AGAUUUUAAAAUAUUCAACCUUUUGACGGCUAACCUGUCUGAAAUCGCAUUUGACGAUGGAAAGCGACUCAUCAAACUACACACUGUGUGAUGACACGUCGCAAGUUCGGAUUGCGUUUUUCAGCAUCGGAACCUGUCUAUCAGCACUGGGAUGUGUCUUCAAUGGAGUCUUACUCUAUAUAUUUCUCGGCAAAACUCAACGAAGCUACCCAUUCCAAACAUUUUUGGCGUUUCUCGACUUCAUGCUUUGUGCACUUUAUAUCCAUUGCUUCGGACUGCUAUCCAUCUCGGUUGAGUACAAAAUUGCGUUUCUCUAUAACUUUGUGAUGGACAGCAAUGUGGUGACGCUGGUUAUGAGUCGGAUCGUCCAGCUUUCGAUUCCAUACACGCUCAUCGCCAACUCGGCAGAAAAGCUCACUAUGAUUCUGGGAAUUGACUGUGAAAGCCAAUUCUCAUUGCGCUUGCGUAUAGGGGUCAUCUUGCUGCUUCUCGGAACUGCAACAUCGCUGAGAAUAAACGGAUUGUAUUUGUAUUUUAUUGAUGAAGAUGAGAAUUGCGAUUUCUACCAUAGAAAGUGGCUAAGCUCCCACCAAGAGGAACAGGCAAAAUGGAUUCAUUUUGAAAAUGUGUUAACUUUCUUCCACACGUUCGUCUCAUUCGUUUUGUUAUGUGCACUUAACAUUGUCGUCGUCGCCAAACUUCGCGUACAGCACCGAAAAACGCGCCGACAAUCCACUUCUCCGGCUCAGCUGUUUUCGGUAUACUUCAGAAAUUUUCUGGGAUCUAAAUCAAUCACGGUUUUGACGCCUGUCGGCAACACCACUACGCAAACACUCGAGACUCGGGUACUUUGUUAAGCAAGAUAUGGUCUAUGUGAAAAACAGCUUCUUUAUUUUUUAUUUUUUUGCUAAACGUCAGAGAUUGCGCUUUUUCGAUAAAAUCGGAAUACAUUUUGGAACGCAUGGCAUUUCGACAAAAAUUCUUUUUUUUUUCGAAAAUUCGGACAAUAGAUCACGAAAAUGACCUCACCAGAAAAAAAAACAGGAAGGGACACGAGGGAGAGAGAAUAGCAUUUUUGCUUAAGGGCAAACCUAUUUGAGUGGGAGAGCGAUGGUAAUUUAAUCAAUGAGAACAACAUGUAUUUUCAUUUUCUGGAUUUCAGUGCAAUAGGAAAGCAAACAAGAAAGUUUCAUGAAUGAGGGAACAAAUGAGGUUUAAAACAUGUUUUUAAUUUCUCAUUGGUCCAUUUGGCAAUUUUCAAACCUGCAAUUUUCCGGAAUUUGCGAUUUAUGAUUGAAAAAAAAUUUUAAUGGAAAUUUUCAAUUUUCAAUUUUCAAAGUGGAAAAUCAAACACACUUUGUGAAUGAAUUUAGAAUUACCGGAAAAACUGAGGAAAAUCUAGAAAUGUGUAUACAGUUGUAUACAAAAAUAUACAGUUGCUUAAAAGAUUAUCGACAAAUUUAGCACUUUCCGUUUUCUGAAACUUUGCUAAAUUGCCCCGAUUUACCGAUUUCUUACCGAAUUUCCCAAAAUUGUCAAAUUUAUUUACAAUCGGUAUGCCAAACUGGAAUUAAUUAUCAACCGAUCAGAAAAAUCAAUAUCAGGCUCCGCCUCUUUCUGGGUUUUUUUUUUUUGCGUUUCUCAAGUAUUUUGUUCUGAGUGAAUUCUGUGGAUCAUUCUUUCUAAUUCAACCGGGUAGAAAAACAUUAACCAACAUCUUACAAGUUAUAAUUUAAUAUAGGAACUUGAAUAAUUUUUUGUUGAAAAAUAUAUAAACUUCUUGAAUACAGGGUGAUGAUGCACGUACUGAUAACCAAGAAUCCCAACAGGAACCAAUUCCCCCACCUGAAAUGGUAACAAGUGUUAUAUUGCAGUUAUCAUGAUUUAUAGUAUAACCGUAGUAUUUUUGUUCUCCCACCUAGCAGCCCUCACUCACACACAUAUGGUUUUUUUAAAUAUAGUUUGCUUUUGCUUCAAAUGAUAUGAAUAUAGGCUGACGCUAUUUUUUAUUUAUUUAUUUUGAAUUUGAACUUCAGCUGGCUUUUGAAAUGAUUUUUUAAUACUCAACAGCUUAAAGUUUUUAUUUAGCACACUUUUACCAAGAAUAAGAAGUUACUGAACAGAUGAAUUUUGCAGUCCACCACCGCUCGAGUUCAAGCUGCUCAGGAGAUUCGAGAGCAGCAACACAGACUACGGUGCGCUGUAAAAACGACUGUAGUGAUAAUCUCAGCGUAUCUGGCCUGCAACCUCGUCAAUUUCAUUUUGUACAUUUUGGAGACAUUCCGAAGAAGCUGGAUUAUUGAAGCAAAUGGAGCAUUUAAACCAUUCUACGUCAUAAUUAGCGACCUUGGAUCAAAUCUCUUUGUGUUUUCGUCAACAAUCAGAAUAUUUAUAUACUAUAAAUAUAAUCACGAAAUUAAAAAGCUUAUCAAAGACAUCUGGGUGGUCAAUUAUAUCAUACAACAGGCACAACCUCCAAAGGCUGACACUCUUUUGAAAAUUGACAAGGUUGAUGUAUAGAACUGUUGUAAUUUGCGUUUUUUCUUGUAAAUUGUGGGUAAAAUUCUAGUUAUCAACCAACAACUCGGAGAUCUCCUAAUUCUUUUGAUUAUUUAUUUUUCAUUCAUCUGCUUUUUUUAUAUCUUUUUACAAACUCUAUCUUCUUUCAAUAUUGCUAUUUUUGAUAGUUGAAAUAAAUGUUUUGAUGAAAU